Molecule: messenger RNA, 193 nt
Organism: Funneliformis caledonium
Lineage: Eukaryota; Fungi; Glomeromycota; Glomeromycetes; Glomerales; Glomeraceae
Source: the annotation of a GenBank genome assembly
AUGCCUUUGAUUAAAUCUAGAAACAAAAAAUCAUUUGAUGUAAGGGAUGAAUUCCAGAUGGCAGUUGAAGAUAUUUCAUCUAUAAGAGAGUUAUUAUUAAGAGUAUUUAACUUAGUAAAGUGGAUAAUAAAUGUUGUUUUAUGUAAAGUGAUCAAGUUGAGGAUAUUCGGUCAUUCUUUGGACAAAAUCAGAG